AAUCUGUGUAACCGUCAUAUUUUUAUUUUGCAUCUGUCAAAGUCAGAAAAAUAAAAAUAUCCGUUUCGAAAUCGCCACAGGAGUGAAAUUGAAACGCAAUUUUAAAAAAAGGAAGAAAAUCAUGAGUUUACGCGAAGAAGACCGACAGAAGAAUGGAUGCUCAAGUCGCGGCCUUGGUUUAGCUGCCGCGGCUAUUGGCGUCGGUGUUGGGGCCGCUCUGUACUACUUCUUCAGCAAGAGUCCUGAGAAUCCUUCGUCCGAGGGUGCUUCAUCGCAGGGAUGGGGCGAAUCACCACAGACCUUCAAUGAAUCAGAAUCAUCCUCAUCUAUAUCGGAGCACUCAGAAUCCAACUCAUUCUCAUCUACAUCAGAGCAACCAGAAUCCGAUUCAUUCUCAACGAUAUCAGAGCACACAACCACGGACACUAGUUUUGAAAACUGCAGCGUCCGUAUAAAUAUAAACAUUGAGGAUGAGAGUGACAACGACGAGGAUAUCAGUAUGAAUGACUAUGAGAGCUAUAAUGACUCGGAUAUGAGUGUCGAGUCAAAUGAGUCGGAUCACCUCAGCUCUAGUAGUUCAGACAGUGACGUAGACAUGGACACGAGUGAGUCCUCCGACUCUGAGUCAAGUGUAUGGGAGAUUGAGAGCUCUUCGGACGUGCCGUAUCACUCUAGCAAUCACAACCGUCACUCUAGCUUCAGAAAUUUCAUAGAUGGUAUCCAACAAAUUGGAAUGUCGAUUUCACCCAUACUAUCCCCUCGUUUACAAUUAAUUUCAAGUCCCAGGAUCACACGGCAACAGAAGACAGACUUCACAAUACACCGCAGAUCACAAGUCUUCCGUGAAAGGUCGUGGACCCUGGAAGAGUGCUCCAUCUGCUUCGAGCUCAUCCUGCGCAACCAGGAGGUGAUGAGCCUCCCCUGCACGCACCACUUCCACCAGGCGUGCAUCCUGCCCUGGCUGCAGGAGCAGCAGACGUGCCCCAACUGCCGCAAGACUGUCGACAUUUAGAAAUCUUCGCGUUGAUUCUUCAGAAUUGGCACCUUGACUCAGCAGGCACUGAGUCGUCAAACAUACAGCUUGGCUGAACUCUGAAGAUCUACACGAUUAUUAAAAAAAAAAACGAUAAAUCUAGUCUUCGUAUCUUUAGGCUUUAGCCAAACUAUUGCAAAACAAUAAAUCACAGACUAAAGGAAAAAAUAUAGACAGAGAAAAGAUGUCAUUAAAAGACAUGUCAUUAAAAGACAUAUAAGACAGCCUGCAGUUUGAAAGCUGAAAUUGUCGUGUAUUUUAGUUUUAUACAUCAAAAACACAAAAUCAAAAAGUAUAUAAAUUAAAUUUAAUUUAAGUAAAGUAAUGUGUCAUUUUUAGUAACUUCUUGACAACUUACUAAAAACUGAGCGCGUUUUUAAAUUAGUGAUUGGUUUAUUUCAGAUUUAAUAAUAAAAGAUGUAAGUAUGACAUUAAAAUUUAUAUGACCUAGUGACAAUUUGACAGCUGACUUUAAUAGUUUCAAGGAAAUCACAUUAUUCCAGUAUUCAUAUAUCCGACAAUAGUAUUUUAUUUCUUAUUUAACCCCUGUUAAAUAACAAAUAAAUUACUCAAAUGGCCGCAAAAAGAAUUAUGGAUAAUUUGUUAUUCUUCCAAAAUGUGCGUCUAUCUUUUCACUUCAGUCUGUGUUUUGCCUCGACAACCGCUGUCACAGCACUGUCAUUUUCACAUUUAAAAAAAAAGUUUAAAUCUCUGGUAGCAAUAAUAGGGAACAAUGGUUUUUGGAUAUUAGUUAAUUAAACUGAUCGCAUUUUACAAUGGUUAACUUUUGGAACAAAUAAUUAAAGAAUUAAAGAUAAGUAUGUCUCAUUAAACGUAGGCGUCUACUUGACCGUACGGACGUAACGCAUCAAACGGAUUUUUAAUUUGACGGUAGAUAAAAUCCGUUCGAUGCGGUUUAGUGGACGCACUUGUAUGUCUUUCUAUCGAAAGAAUACUAAAAUCCGUUUGUUGCAAUGCGUCCGAUACGUACGACGCGGAUUAGUGGACGUAAUUGUAUGACUUUCUAUAGAAAGAAAACUAAAAUCCGUUUGUUGCGAUGCGUCCGACAUGUGCGAUGCGGAUCAAUGGACGCACUUGGACAACUUUAUAUAAAGAUUACUACAAUCCGUUUGUUGCGAUGCGUCCGACACGUACGAUACGGAUCAGUGGACGCCUACUCUGAAGCGUCCAUUGUAACGUGCGAACAUUAUAGAUAGGCUUUUUUUUGAUAAUAUAAGUAGAUGUAGAUAAAAUAAUUUUGUAAUUUAAAUGAAUAUGUAAUUUCGAAAAAGGCACAUCUCGGACAUUCUAUACAUACAUCUCACAAAUAUAAAAUAUCUCAUAAAAUGAAAAAAAAAAAUCUUAAUAACAUAGUUACAUUAAUUUAAAAAUAAUUUAGUAAUUUUCGAAGGCUAAUUAAUUAAAAGUUACUUUUAGAAAUUAUACAUUGGUUAUAAUAAUAAUUUCUUUAUUAAGGAUAAAAAUCCACAUACAAAAGUAUAAUAAUUUAAAUAUACGUCGUAAAUUAAACUAAAAUAUUAAAAUGACACGGUAUGAUAUCUUAUAAUUAAUGAAAAAUAAAAAUAAUUCGUAAUAAAAUUGCACGUCAUCUUAUAACUAAUUUUACCUACUUUUUAUUUGCGUCCCGGUGAACACGUCGCCAAUGAUUAUGAAAAUAAUUAGAUUUUUUUUUAAUUUCUUUUAAACGCUUUAAAUUUUCAGACAUGUGCCCUUUUCGAAAUUGCAUUUUCAAAUUAAUAUUGAAAAAAAAAACGUGGUCUGUCAUAAGAAAUAGAAAAUAUUUCGUAUACGUUAUCUGUAGUCCCAGAAGUGCGAUCGCGAUUUUUUUUUUAAAUGUUAAUGUUUUGAGUUCUUGUCCUUUCGCACUUUUUUUUUCCAUGCGUGACUGAGUUUAUUUUGAAAGUAAUAUUUUUUUAGAAAAUUGUGUAUAAAUACAUUUACUAUUAUUUACAUAUUAAAUGAAAUUGAUCGUAGAAUAUAAAGUAGUUGUGUAAAUUGAAUAGUUCAUAUUUUUUAAAUAAAAUCGAUUUAUAGAUAUAACAUAAAAUUAUUACAGUGAAAAAAAAAAAUGAAUUAUUUAUCUGUUGUUUGUUACUGCACUUAGAACGAAGUACAUAUUAGUGUGAUAUUAAAAUGUAUUUUAUAAGUAUUUAUAAAUUAAAUUACAAUUUAUCAAGGCCCCUGCAGAUUUACUUUUUAUUCUUAACCGAGUUCAAAAAAGAAGGAGGUUCUCAAUUGGAAGCAUAUGUUUUUUUUUUUUUUUUAAUGUUUGUUAAGUACCUCAUAAUUUCGUCAUUCACUAACCAAUUUAGAAAAUUCUUUUUUUGUACACUUCCAGAUUGGUUACAUUUCAUUUUCAUGAAAAUCUGUUUUAAAAAAAAUGUGUUAAAAUCAACAACUGAAAUACGUUUUUAAAGUAGAUUCCAUUUUUAUGAUAAAAUUAUUAUUAAUAUUCUAUUAAUAUUAAUUAAUAGUCUGUCUAUUAAUAAUAUUUAUCAACUAAAAACUAUGAUUAUGAUUUCCUAAAUGAUGAAUUUAUCUCUGUAUAGAAAUGGUUGAUGGUCUAAAUCAUUGUUAUAGUCUGAUGCAAUCUUGUGACGCCUCGGAAAUAAGUAACAAAUAACGCCCCUGCGUUACUGAUGAUGCCUAAAAUCUUGUACUGCGCAGUUUAACGCACGAUGUUCCGAAAGCCUUAGUAGAUACAAACUUUGUAACUUAUGGCUUUUUAUAUAUUUUUUAAUGUAGUAAUGCCUUUUUUUUCACGUAAACUAUGCAGUUCAAAGAAUACUUCUAUAACUAAUUUGUCUUUGUGUAUUAUUUAUUUUUCCAAUUUAUUUAUAAGCUUGAAGAUCAUGUUUCUACUAUUGUAUCUAUAUAACUUUUUGUAAAUUAUUAACAAUUUCUUUAUUUCUUUUUAACAAUUAAUUGAUUUACACCAAAUUCAAGUCCAUUUAUUAGUAGUCUUAUUUAUUUAAGUAUUUGUAUAAUUUUCAUACGUACAUACCUAUUACACAAUUUAAAAAAAUGUCAGUUUAUUCAAGAUGUGUUUGUUUAGUAAUAGAGAAGUCUGCGGGGGUGAUUGUUAAAAGAAAAAUAAAUUAACAUAUUAUUUUCAUUAGUUAAAAAAAAAUAUUAUUUACGUCAAGAUUGCUCAAACCUUUACUUUCUUCAAACCUUUUCUUACUCGUAGUACAUUGCCUGCUAGAUAAUUUGUUAAAUAAUUAAAAAAAUAAAUUAAAAAAAAAAUACACCCUGUAGUGGUAGAUUUUCCGUCCAAUAAUUUGUAGUUGUAGUAAUAAUUGAAAAAUCAAAAUGGCGUCGCCGUCGGGUCGAUUAUACCAGCUUUCAUACAAACACAAAGUUCUUACUCCCUAUACUAUUUAUUAUAUUAAAUUUACCAAUACCAAUUUUGUUGUUCAGGAACUCGAUGUUAAUUUAAAUGUCCAAAAUCAUGUAAAUAUUAAAAAUUACGUACUCAUUAAUCUCGUCACACGAAGUUGAACUUCAGGGGACUCCUUACUAUGUGAAAUAUUUUAUUAAAAUUUAUAUAUCAGGCGUUCUGUCGUGUGCAUCACGGCAUGACUGCGUUAUGACUUGUGCGUCACAUGACUGCGUUAUGACUUGUGCGUCACAUGACUGCGUUAUGACUUGUGCGUCACGGCAUGGCUGCGUUAUGACUUGUGCGUCACGACAUGACUGCGUUAUGACUUGUGCGUCACGGCAUGACUGCGUUAUGUCUUGUGCAUCACGGCAUGACUGCGUUAUGACUUGUGCGUCACGGCAUGGCCGCCGUAUUAUUUACAUAAUAUAUACCUACGGGCCGAUUUUUCAAUCGCUUUUAAUAAAUAGGCUAAGUUUGUAGGUAUAGAAAUUACAGUCAAAACUUCAGUUCCAUAUUUUUUGUUAAUUUUUUAUUGAAAAAUCGGCUCUAAAGGUCUUAGUGUACAGUUGUCCUGAUUCUAAAAUGUCGAAAAGAAAAGGAAUAGUUACCUGACAAUUUUGUGAUAGAUUUAAAACUAUUUCGUCACUUGUAAUUAAAAUUAAUGUUGUUAUGGAUGAUGACAUAUCAUUGUUAAUAUAUUUGUUUGCAAUUAAUUGUCAUGCUUUAUUGUAAUAAUGAACAUAUUGUGAUAAUUACUAAUUAAUAAAAAGUUUGAAAUAAUAAAGUUUCUUUUGUAAUUA
Bicyclus anynana (squinting bush brown) is the source of this 5236-nucleotide messenger RNA. RefSeq lists its product as uncharacterized. Bases 122 to 1012 code for a protein of 296 amino acids. The record is from RefSeq and is a predicted model, not a curated record. Gene Ontology annotation, molecular function: ubiquitin protein ligase activity. Gene Ontology annotation, biological process: ubiquitin-dependent protein catabolic process. NCBI's taxonomy places the organism in Eukaryota, Metazoa, Arthropoda, Insecta, Lepidoptera, Nymphalidae. The transcript has 5 exons.